This is a messenger RNA of Coffea arabica (coffee), 1460 nucleotides long. Its product is annotated as UDP-glycosyltransferase 75C1-like. Gene Ontology annotation, molecular function: quercetin 7-O-glucosyltransferase activity; quercetin 3-O-glucosyltransferase activity. The record is from RefSeq and is a predicted model, not a curated record. Lineage: Eukaryota; Viridiplantae; Streptophyta; Magnoliopsida; Gentianales; Rubiaceae.
AUGAAGAAGCAGCAGCCGCACAUUCUCAUCAGUUGUCUAGCAGCCCAAGGCCAUCUCAACCCCAGUUUUCAGCUAGCAAAGAGCCUCGCACUAGCUGGUGCACGAGUCACUUUUGCCACCACCAUCUAUGGCUUUAGCCGCAUCAAAAACCUGCCGUCCUUUUCUGGUCUUUCCUUUGCCUCUUUCUCCGACGGCUACGACGAUGCAGAGUCAAGAAAGAACUUCAAAGCUGAUAGCUUCUUUGCCGAUUUAACACAUGUUGGAUCCAAAAACCUCACCAAGUUGAUCCAAACUUUGUCGGAUGAGGACCGGCGGGUUACUUUCUUAAUCUACGGUAUUAUGAUGCCUUGGGCGGCUGAGGUUGCUAGUGGAAUGAACAUCCCAUCUGCUUUUCUAUCUUUUCAGUGUGCUGCUGCUUUAGCUAUUUAUCACAAGUACUUCAAUAGCCAGGAUGGUGUAUAUGAUGGCGUUCGCAAAAUUGAACCCACCAUUUCCGUCAAGUUACCUGAUCUUCCGUUGUUUGAAAAUUGUGAUUUGCCCACCAUUCUUGUACCCACUGAUCCACAAUUUGCUUCAGCCCCGCCUAUUUUUCAUGAGCACAUAAGAGCCCUGGAGAAAGAUUCUAAGCCUUGCGUACUGGUCAACACUUUUGCCGAGUUGGAAGAAGCAUCAAUCAGAGCUAUUGUUGAUCACAUGAAUGUGAUCCCAAUUGGACCUUUAUUUCCUUGUGUUCAUUCGGAUGGGAAUGAUUUAUCUGACAAGUCUGUCAGUCUUGAUUUAUUUGAAUGUCACGAAAAUGAUUAUCUCCAGUGGUUGGAUUCAAAGCCCGAAAAGUCUGUGGUUUAUACAGCAUUUGGAAGUCUAACGAAGUUAAAGAAAGAUGAAAAGUUAGAGAUUUUGCACGGAUUAGAGGAAACUGGCAGGCAUUACAUGAUUGUUAUGCGAGCAGUGGAGAAUGAAGAUGAAGAAGUAAAGGAAAUGAUGGAAAAUGGGCUGAAUGGAAAGGGGAAAAUAGUGCCAUGGUGUUCACAGAUGGAGGUACUCUGUCACAAGUCAAUAGGGUGUUUUUUCACUCACUGUGGGUGGAAUUCAACUCUGGAGAGUCUAGUUGCUGGUGUUCCAAUUGUGGGAUGUCCACAUUUUGCUGAUCAGACAACAAAUGCUAAGCUGAUUGAGGAAGUCUGGGGCAACGGGGUGAGAGCAAAAGCUAAUGAAGAUGGGGUGGUGGGGAGAGAAGAGAUCAGGAGAUGUGUGGAUGUUUUGCUGGGAGGUGGAGAAAAGGGGGAAGAAAUUAGAAGAAAUGCUGCUAAGUGGAGAGGCUUGGCUUUGGAGGCUAUGAAGGAAAAUGGAUCUUCACACAACAAUUUCAAAUUAUUUUUGGAUUGUUUGGAUAAUUAAUAAAACAUUAAGACCCCUUUCUUGUACGGCAAACACUAUUACAGAACAUUCAAAUUAAAAGA